CUCAUGGACAUAUUCUCCACUCUCACCUUUAUAUACAUUAUAUGUUACAUGUUUAUAUAUGUUACAUGUUUUAUUCUCAACCUAUCUUUCACUGUUUCUAAACAGGUUCUAGAGAAGAAGGAAGAAGUUGAUAUUUCUUCUUAAUCUACUUUACAGUUCCAGUAUCAAUGUGCUACUUCCGUGUCACGAUGUUGAUGAGGAAACUGUCAUCUUACAGGUGCCACAAGUUGAGCCACUCCUAGUGUAUACAGUAAGUUUCUGCCAACUCGUGAAUACACCAUGCCUAUAGACCAUGCCCACUAAAGUAAAUGAUCACACCUCUCCUUUUAAACGUGUGAGAUGUGUGUCAUUUACUUGAGCUGAGGUCGAGGUGAGACACAUUCAAUUGAGCAGCAGUCUUCUUAGCUGUGGUCUCCAUUGAUACUAAUAUCAGAUAAAGAACAAGACAUCAUAGAAAGAGAAUACCAGUAAUGGCUGCAGUUUUCUUGUCCAGAUCUAAGAGAGUGUUCAGGAACUUGUCUCUGAUCCUAUUGAGUGGAUCAGUCUCUCUGCUCCUGUGGAUGGCUCUCAGGCACCCGCCUGGCUCAGACAGGGGUCCUCUCCCCACUCCGGAACUCCUCCCGUCGGACUACGCUGCCGACCUGCCGGCCUGCUCAGCCAUCAUCCGAGGAGACAUGGAGGGUCCGGAGUGGGAGCAGCUCAGCCUCCUGCUGAAGACCAAGAAGAAGCAGCAGCUGCUGUCAGAGGAGUUCUACCACAACGUAACUCAGGACUGUCAGAGGUACGUUGCAGACAGAGGGUUCAUCACCGUUCCUCUGAGCCAGGAGGARAAGGAGUUCCCCAUCGCCUACUCCAUGGUCAUCCACGAGAAGAUUGAGAUGUUUGAGAGGCUCCUGCGUGCUCUGUACACUCCKCAGAACGUCUACUGCGUCCACAUCGACCAGAAAUCAUCCRAGGACUUCARGAGUGCAGUGAGGGCUAUCGUGUCCUGCCUACCCAAUGUGUUUGUGGCCAGUAAGAUAGAGAGUGUGRUCUAUGCCUCCUGGUCCAGAGUGCAGGCUGACCUGAACUGUAUGGAGGACCUGCUAAAGUCACCUGUCCAGUGGAGGUACCUUCUCAACACCUGUGGAACCGACUUCCCCAUUAAGACCAACGCUGAGAUGGUUCAGGCCCUCAAACUGCUGAACGGRAARAACAGCAUGGAGUCAGAGGUCACCAACGACUACAAGAAGGGCAGAUGGCAGUUCCACCACAACGUCACGGACACAGUGGUCAGGACAGAGGUUAAGAAGACCCCUCCACCAAUCAACACCCCCAUGUUCUCUGGCAACGCCUACUUCGUGGUAUCCAGGGCCUUCGUCCGUCACGUGAUGAAGAGUCAGGAGGUCCGGGUCCUGCUGGAGUGGGAGAAGGACACCUAUAGUCCUGACGAACACCUGUGGGCCACUCUGCAACGGAUGCCCGCUGUCCCAGGCUCCAACCCCCCCAACAGUAAGUACCAGCAGUCGGAUAUGAACUCCAUGGCCAGGGUAGUGAGGUGGAGCUACCWKGCUGGGGAUGUGAGGAGCGGAGCCCCUUACCCACACUGCUCCGGGACCUACAGGAGAGCUGUGUGUGUCUAUGGAGCUGGAGACCUGCAGUGGCUCCUAAACCAACACCACCUUAUCGCUAACAAGUUUGACCCCGAGGUGGAUGAUGUGGCGAUCAGGUGUCUGGAGUCAUACCUGCGCUUUAAAGCAACGUACAGUCUAUCAGUAAGGACAGUGGAAUCUAGGAAUACCUUACAAAAACUAUGAAAGGUUGUAGCUGUUUUUAACACUUUAACUCUAUUCUUAACCAGCUAGAGGGUGUUCUAUUUCUGAUGUUACUGUAUACUUCUGAUGUUACUGUAUACUUCUGAU
Molecule: messenger RNA, 1901 nt
Organism: Salvelinus sp. IW2-2015
Lineage: Eukaryota; Metazoa; Chordata; Actinopteri; Salmoniformes; Salmonidae
Product: beta-1,3-galactosyl-O-glycosyl-glycoprotein beta-1,6-N-acetylglucosaminyltransferase 3-like
Cellular component (GO): membrane
Molecular function (GO): acetylglucosaminyltransferase activity
Source: RefSeq, a predicted model, not a curated record